Molecule: messenger RNA, 1179 nt
Organism: Bombina bombina (fire-bellied toad)
Lineage: Eukaryota; Metazoa; Chordata; Amphibia; Anura; Bombinatoridae
Product: transcription initiation factor TFIID subunit 9-like
Exons: 3
Coding region: 1-849 (282 amino acids)
Biological process (GO): DNA-templated transcription initiation; RNA polymerase II preinitiation complex assembly
Cellular component (GO): SAGA complex; transcription factor TFIID complex
Molecular function (GO): protein heterodimerization activity; RNA polymerase II general transcription initiation factor activity; transcription coactivator activity
Source: RefSeq, a predicted model, not a curated record
AUGUCCACUCGAGAACUGAGAAUGAGACUCGGGGAGCACCUGGGUAACAUUCGCAAUGCUAAAAGUGAUCUGGAAAGAGGAAAUAAAAUUACACCUAAACGGGCGUCGCCUAAGAGUGCUCCAAAGGAUGCUCAGGUUAUGGCCCAAAUUCUAAAAGACAUGGGAAUAACAGAAUAUGAGCUCAGAGUUAUCAACCAGAUGCUGGAAUUCACAUAUAGAUAUGUGACAACAAUACUUGAAGAUGCAAAGAUCUACUCAAGUCAUGCGAAGAAGAACAAUAUUGAUGCAGAUGAUGUUAGGCUAGCGAUCCAAUGCAGGACAGACCAGUCAUUCACUUCUCCUCCUCCCAGAGAUUUUUUACUAGAUAUUGCAAGACAAAAGAACCAGACACCACUGCCACUAAUAAAACCUUAUGCUGGACCCCGACUGCCACCAGACAGAUAUUGCUUAAAAGCACCAAAUUAUCGUCUUAAAUCAAUACAAAAGAAGAUUUCAUCUUCUACAGGAAGAAUCACGGUACCAAGAUUAAGUGUUGGGGCAAUGAGUAGCAGGCCCAGCACCCCAACACUAGGAACUCCUUCUGCACAGACUGUAUCUGUUUCAAAAGUCGGCACUCCUGUAUCUCUUGCUGGUCAGCGAUUUACUGUACAGAUCCCAACCUCUCAGACAACAGUGAAAACAGCUGCUCCUACUACUCCUACAGUUCAAAAUGUUCUCAUCAACCCCUCAUUAAUUGGCACCAAAAACAUCCUCAUUACGACAAACAUGGUUUCAUCACAGAAUUCGACAAACGAUUCCAACUCAUUGAAGCGGAAACAUGAAGAUGACGAGGAUUAUGAUGCAAUGUAAUCUGGUUUUGUUGAAACCACAUACUGUGAAUUAAAACAAAGACUUUUUAUUUUAUAAUCACAGGUUUCUUUUUUUUUUUUUUAAGAUGACAAAUUGAAAUAGCCUAAACUGUAUUUACAUAAAAGUGGAUAGUUAUUUUGGAGGAACAAAAACUAAAUUGAAGAAAAGAACAUGUAUACGUUUUAUACUUUUUAUUUUCUUUGUGAUGUUUUAAAAAGAACAGAAAUAAGAAAAUGAUUCCAUUUCUUCUGCCUAUGUGUUGACACGUUUGAAUAUCUUUAGACUGGAGUUCUGAUUACAUUGAAUUACCUAAUAAAAUUCUCUAAUAAA